Messenger RNA from Homarus americanus (American lobster), 876 nucleotides. RefSeq lists its product as uncharacterized. The record is from RefSeq and is a predicted model, not a curated record. The transcript has a single exon. Bases 1 to 876 code for a protein of 291 amino acids. NCBI's taxonomy places the organism in Eukaryota, Metazoa, Arthropoda, Malacostraca, Decapoda, Nephropidae.
AUGACUUACCUCACCUACAGAUACAAGGAAUAUAUGACUCACUUCACACACAGAUACAAGGAAGAUAUGACUCACUUCACACACAGAUACAAGAAAUAUAUGACUCACUUCACACACAGAUACAAGGAAGAUAUGACUCACUUCACACACAGAUACAAGGAAGAUAUGACUUACCUCACCUACAGAUACAAGGAAUAUAUGACUCACUUCACACACAGAUACAAGGAAGAUAUGACUCACUUCACACACAGAUACAAGGAAGAUAUGACUCACUUCACCUACAGAUACAAGGAAUAUAUGACUCACUUCACCUACAGAUACAAGGAAUAUAUGACUCACUUCACACACAGAUACAAGAAAUAUAUGACUCACUUCACACACAGAUACAAGGAAGAUAUGACUCACUUCACCUACAGAUACAAGGAAUAUAUGACUCACUUCACCUACAGAUACAAGGAAUAUAUGACUCACUUCACACACAGAUACAAGGAAUAUAUGACUCACUUCACACACAGAUACAAGGAAGAUAUGACUCACUUCACACACAGAUACAAGAAAUAUAUGACUCACUUCACACACAGAUACAAGGAAGAUAUGACUCACUUCACCUACAGAUACAAGGAAUAUAUGACUCACUUCACACACAGAUACAAGGAAAAUAUGACUCACUUCACACACAGAUACAAGAAAUAUAUGACUCACUUCACACACAGAUACAAGGAAGAUAUGACUCACUUCACCUACAAAUACAAGGAAUAUAUGACUCACUUCACACACAGAUACAAGGAAGAUAUGACUCACUUCACCUACAGAUACAAGGAAUAUAUGACUCACUUCACACACAGAUACAAGGAAAAUAUGACUCACUUCACGUAG